This is a messenger RNA of Acromyrmex echinatior (Panamanian leafcutter ant), 1788 nucleotides long. Its product is annotated as small nuclear ribonucleoprotein Sm D3. Gene Ontology annotation, molecular function: RNA binding. Gene Ontology annotation, biological process: RNA processing; spliceosomal snRNP assembly. Gene Ontology annotation, cellular component: spliceosomal complex. The record is from RefSeq and is a predicted model, not a curated record. Lineage: Eukaryota; Metazoa; Arthropoda; Insecta; Hymenoptera; Formicidae.
GCACAAGCUGUGUAUAAUUCCAUCAUCGUGAUCGGACGUGUUAUUGUAUCAUAAUUUUUGAAAAGUGAGACCGGCUUCAAACGUGCAACUGAAUUUGUAUUACUAUUUUAGACUUUCGUAUUCUUCAUAUUGUUUUUUGUUACUCACAUAAGUGCAGAUACUCAAUGACUCAGUUCUAACCUGCUGGUUGCGGAGCCAAUAAAAAGAAGAAGAAGAGAGGAGAUUGGUCACGUGUUUAUAUUGUUACAGUCGUUGCGUUUGUGUAACGCCAUGUAACGCUUUUGAAAUAUAGAGAGAAAACACGGAUAUUUUCACGAAAAUUACGGUUUAUAAGAAUUUUUAAAGUUAAGAAAAGUGCCCGCGACGUUACUUAGCGACAAUGUCAAUCGGAGUUCCUAUUAAAGUGCUUCACGAGGCUGAGGGCCAUAUCAUAACCUGUGAGACGAAUACCGGCGAGGUGUAUCGGGGCAAAUUGAUAGAAGCCGAGGAUAAUAUGAAUUGUCAAAUGCAAAAUAUUACAGUGACGUAUCGAGAUGGCCAAGUGGGACAGCUGGAGAAUGUAUAUAUUCGCGGCUCGAAAAUUAGGUUUCUCAUAUUACCAGAUAUGUUGAAAAACGCACCGAUGUUCAAACGACCUGGUGGCAAAGGAUCGGGCACAGCCGGUAGAGGAAAGUCCGCAAUAUUACGAGCUCAAGCUCGUGGCAGAGGGAGAGGACAAAAUCAAAGAGGCAAAGGUACUGGGUCAGCACCUUGGCUGAAUCAACAGAAUCAACCAGGUGGAUCUCAACCUGGAAGAGGCAGGGGAUAAAUCUUGUGAUAAUAAACUUUAUUUAGAUUAACAAGUGCAAAAUUUCAUUCCUGUAUUUUUACAUCAUUUCUAACAGUAUAUUUCUGCAUUCAAAAUUGUAAUCUAUAUUUUCAAUGAGUAUGUGAAAUUUAUUAUUAAUCACAUACACAUUCGAUAAAUAUAUGAAGCGUUUUGUUAAAUGUGUAAUCAUAAGGUUUAUCAAGUUUUUUUAUGUGUAUUUCUUUCUUCAGCUUCGAGUAAGCGAAUGCUCUGUAUUAGUUAUCCCGUAUUAAGCUACCAAAUAUAUUUCACGUGUCGCCGCCGAAAAUACUCCAGCCGCGAACGAUUUUCUCCUCGGACACGUCAGCGUUGCAGCUGAAAGUUUCCAGAAAAUUUUUGACUUAACGACUUAACGAUACUUAGAAAUUAAGGCAAUCGAAAAAGACUAUACUUUCGAUAUAAUCAUCAAUGGAUAAUUUAGGCACGAUUUCUCCGCGAUCUUUAUGGGACGACUUGUAUGCGCCGAUUUCACAUAGACAAUAUAUAUACAUACAUAUAAAUACAUAUAUAUACACACACACACACACACACACACACACACACACACACAUAUAUAUUUUAUCUUGUAUCAAGAUAUUAUUGUUUGUCGAUGAAUCUGUUCUUUUUCCUUUUUGGCGCAUCUUUUUAAGAACGCUGAUGAGAGAAAUCAGAAUCGUGUAUAGAAAAAAACCAUGUUAAUACAUAACAUAUAUACAUUUACAUUUACACGUACACAUACAUAUAUUAUAUACACAGACACCGAUUAUCAGUAAUAUCGACGGAAUGGUUGUCUUCAGACCUUUAUCCUAUUUUAUAGGCAUAGCAUAUUUUUCUAACGUAUUGCAAUAUCAGAAUAAUCUUACCUAGUGAGAGCGAUAGAAUGAUCGAGAGGAAGAGAAAGAGGAAGAGAGUGAUUGAAGGAAUGCGUAUGGAAAUAUAAAUGAUUUAUAGGAGAGGCGAGA